UCGUGAUUGCGGAAACAAUGGAGGAUAUGGACGAGAACCAGGAUGGUAAAAUCUCACUUUCAGAAUAUGUCGGAGAAAUGGAAAACGACGAUGACGACGAUGACGACGAAGAUUGGUUAGAGCGAGAAAAGAAGAGUUUCCAGGAAAACAAAGACAAGGACCACGAUGGUUACCUGAGCAAGGAAGAGUUGGCUGCCUGGAUAGUGCCCUCUGAGAUAAACUACAGUCUGGAGGAGGCACAACAUCUGAUAGAGAAAGCGGACACUAACAAGGACGGGGUCCUGUCUUACCAGGAAGUGAUUGAGCAUCACGAAGUGUUUGUUGGGUCCCAGGCUACCGACUACGGCAGGAUUCUCCAUGAGGAGCUGUAGGAGUCUCACUGAGAAAAGCUGGAGCAAUUUCAAUCAGAGAUAGUACUGUCUUUCAAACAGUAUAAGAGACACAUCUCUCUUCAAAGCUGUCUCUCUCCUCAACAGUUCAGGAGACAUGUCUUCCUCCUUGCAGACUGGUUGAUAUUACUCCACUUUAUCAUGUUGGUUAUGUAAAAGGGCUGGAGACAAUUUCUCGCUGAUUUUGAGCCAUUAGGCUAGGAGUGCUUUCUUUACGCUGCCCCCUAUUCAUUGACUAUGAUACGCUAGUUAAAUAUUAUUUAUACAGUAUAUCUUUUGCCAAAUUUAGUAUUAUAUGUAUAAGAACUGAAAAUAGGUAAUGUUUAUUUUUUCGUAUCGGCAAUUUAGCGGUUGUCAUAUUAAUAAUACAUGUAUAUUUUUUGAUGAUGUGAUGCAAAUUUGACAUUUAUUUCACCCGAGUUUUAAAAUUAAGAGUGUGUGCGACCUAUUUUACUUUUAAACGGUUUUUGGAACGAGGAACAAUUCCAUAUUUAUUUUAAUUACCUCAUUUAUUAACCUUAUUAUUUGAACACGAUAAUUGUCAUGACCAUUGAGGAUGGUGGAGUUCAAUAUUUAUAUAGUUAUAAUUGUUUUGUUCGUGUUCUCUUUUCUAAAGGCUACCAUACGUAUUAUAAUUGGUAAUCUAUAAUGCUAAUUUAUUAAGUUUAAUUAAACGAAUAUUCCGUGA
This is a messenger RNA of Bolinopsis microptera, 1077 nucleotides long. RefSeq names its product calumenin-like. Bases 18 to 371 code for a protein of 117 amino acids. The transcript is spliced from 3 exons. Gene Ontology annotation, molecular function: calcium ion binding. Lineage: Eukaryota; Metazoa; Ctenophora; Tentaculata; Lobata; Bolinopsidae. The record is from RefSeq and is a predicted model, not a curated record. Gene Ontology annotation, cellular component: endoplasmic reticulum.